Molecule: messenger RNA, 1728 nt
Organism: Musa acuminata subsp. malaccensis (wild Malaysian banana)
Lineage: Eukaryota; Viridiplantae; Streptophyta; Magnoliopsida; Zingiberales; Musaceae
Source: RefSeq, a predicted model, not a curated record
GGUGUUGGUGACGGUUUGUGUCUUCGGACAAGAAGAGGAGACCGAUGAAGAGGUCACCGGCAUCCUCUCUCUUCUCCAAAACCCUCUACUUCAUCUAUCGCCCUCGUCCCGCCGAUGCUCUACUUUCCUCCUCCUCCUCUGACUCCGUCGCCGCUACCGGAAGCGGAGCUCUUCAGCCCAGCUUCAUGUCCGAAUACCUCGUCACGUCAUGUGGCUUCUCCCCGGAGAAGGCGACCAAGGCCUCGAAUCUCCUCGGCGGCAUCGCGUCCCGCCGGCAGCCCGACUCCGUCCUUGGCUUUCUCAAAAGCCACGGUUUCGACGACACCCAUGUGAAAGAGCUGCUGUCUGGGAACCCCCGGUGGCUUCUCCUCGACGUGGAGAAGACCCUGGCCGCCAAGUUCCGAGCUCUCCAGGAGUUAGGCUUCUCACAGUCCGACAUCACCCAACUCGUCCUGACCAAUCCCUCCGCAAUCAACUACCACAUCCGCACCGUCGUGCACAGGAUCCGGUUUUGGCAGGGACUCAUCGGAUCCAACGACCUCCUCAUAAAGCUCUGUAAUCACCACCAGUGGCUUCUCGGGUAUAGCGUCGAGAAGAGGAUCCAGCCAAACAUCGAUAUGCUACGGAGCUGUGGAUUCACGGAUCAAAAGCUUAGAACGAUCCUGGGGUACCACCCCACGUUGGUAACCCAGAGGGCGGAAACCUUGAGGACCUUGAUCAGUCGUGUCGAGGGAUUCGGAGUAGCCCGCACCUCGCCGAGGUUCCACUUGACUCUGUGGAUGCUCUCCAAUGUUAGCGUGGAGAGAUUCAAUGCGCAAAAGAAGCUAUUCGGGGCCUUCGGGUGGUCAGAGGCCGACUUCCUCGACGCAUUCAAAAAGACUCCUGGUUUCUUGACAAGUUCCUUGAAGAAUCUGAAGAUGAAAAUGGAAUUCUUGGUGAAUGAGGCUGGAUAUGCUCCGUCUUAUAUCGCCCUCCGGCCUGUGCUUUUGACAUAUAGUUUAGAGAAAAGGGUGAUCCCAAGAUAUCAGCUCAUGGCAGCCCUGAAGUCCAGGGGGCUGUGCGCUGGUCAUCCCAAAUUGUUCACAUAUAUCUCGUGUUCAGAGAAGAAGUUCUUGGAAAGGUUUGUGGCUUGUGUUCGUGAGCCCUCUUCCCCUUACAUGCAAGCAUGAACGAUUGUUGUUGUCCGCUGUCCAUUGCUCUGUCAUUGAUUUCAGGUAUGCUUCCUCCACCUCUUCCUUCUGCUUCAUCCUCAUCCUCCACUAUUUACUCCUUUCUUCGUUUAACUCCUUACUCUUCCUUUUUUUUUUUGUCUUUCUCGAUGGUCUCAUCUUCUUUCUUCCUCUUUCUCCUCCCUACUCUUAAUACAUGGCUUUCUCUUUUUCUUCGUCCGCCUUCCUCUUUCUUCAUCCACUUUCAUUUGAUUCUUCCUUUUCGAGGCUUCAGAACAUACCGGUACAUAAUGUGUCAGUAUAUUGGUAUCUCAAUCUAUGGAUUGGUACGUAGCGGUCUGGGCAGAGACAGAUAAGUUACUAAUCAGUAAGAGACUAUAAACGCUGGUGCACUGCAAGCUUCAGUCGUACAAGUGCUCGACAACUUGGAAGAGUUUUCAUUUGCUGCUCAGUAUCUGCUACAAAGCUCUUCUAUCGUUAGCGGUGGAAGGUAAGUUUGUGUAUGUUAACACUACCCUGUAUACCACUGAAAAGUGCAUUUUACACAGAAUUAUGUUGU